AUGACCAUCACCGCUAUUGUCACGGAAGAUCCUACUCAGCUCCCCGUUCUACAGAGGGUGAAGGUUGAGCUUCCCCAUGGCACCACCACCAAGGGCCGACUGGUUCCUAUCGAGCACGCACCCGGAAGUAAAGUUGACUUCGGAGCGCUAGUUUAUGGGAUUGACCUAAACAACUUCACCAAAGCCGACUUCGAAUUCAUUUCUGAUGCUCUUCACAAACACAAACUCUUGGUGUUCAAAGAGCAGCCUGAGAUGUUGAAGCCUCAACAACAAUAUCUUCUAACAUCCAGCUUUGACCCCGAUGAAAAGACUGGAGGUUUUGCGCACGGCGUAGACCCAUUCCUGACAUCUUACAAUGGAGUCGACAUCUACGGUAUUCCAAAACGUCCUGCCAUACCAGUCCAACCGCAAGUGCACAUUCUGGGUCGAGGUCAACUACCCGAGAACCACUACGGGUUUCCCCCGGAUUUUGAGAUACAGGGCAUAGAUCACGAAGAGUUCCAUCUGCCACCUCAUAUUCCUUCUGAAGAAAGAGAGGCAGGGGCAAGCAGAUUCUACCAGUGGCACUUUGACGGUUCGCUUUACAACAUUCCUCCCCCUCGUGUUGGAUGUCUUCUUGCAGUUCGUACACCCAAGGGCCCAGAUGUAACUGUAAGGUGGGAUGAUGGCACAGGCACAGAGAUGAAGAUUGCGCCUGGUGCCACUGCAAUGGUAGCAGGUUCCAAAGCCUUAGAGUUGCUAGAUGAGGAGACAAGGAGGCUUGUAAUGCAUAGCAGGAUUGAAUAUGCCCCACAUGCAUUUGUUUGGAUGUCAACAGCACGCAGCACACGACUAGGGCAUCUAAUCGAAACAGAGGGGUUGGAGAAGCCACUCGAUCAGCUUCCCCCGUGGGACCCAGAAAAAAUUUGCAUUUAUCCAAUGGUCUGGACGAACCCAAAAACGGGAGAAAAGUCGCUGCAAGUGCAUGGCCAAGGUGCUUUCAAGCUGUAUCUGAAGGAUAUUCCGGACGGAGAAGAGAAGAUUGUGGACGAUCUCAAAGAAGUCCGAGCUUUCAUGCACAAGCUCAUGCGACCUGUGCUGUCUCCUGAAUACAUAUACGCUCACCGACAUGAGGAGCAGGACGUCAUUCUCUGGUACAACAGAGCUUUGUGGCACAGCAUCACUGAGUUUCCUAAGUCGUACGGACCGAGAGUAAUGCAUCAAUGCAACGUCGCUGCCAGCGACCACCCAACCAUGUAA
Verruconis gallopava is the source of this 1239-nucleotide messenger RNA. RefSeq lists its product as uncharacterized. Bases 1 to 1239 code for a protein of 412 amino acids. NCBI's taxonomy places the organism in Eukaryota, Fungi, Ascomycota, Dothideomycetes, Venturiales, Sympoventuriaceae. Gene Ontology annotation, molecular function: oxidoreductase activity. The transcript has 3 exons. The record is from RefSeq and is a predicted model, not a curated record.